Molecule: messenger RNA, 592 nt
Organism: Didymodactylos carnosus
Lineage: Eukaryota; Metazoa; Rotifera; Eurotatoria; Philodinida; Philodinidae
Source: the annotation of a GenBank genome assembly
AUGUUUGGUAGUGAUCGUUCGCGUUAUACAGACAAUCAGUUUUCGGGUAAACGAUUUGGCAGCGAAGUAGCUGGUGUAAGUGAUCUGGUAACCACUGGUCAUGGCAGUGAUAUGAUCAUCGGUACAUAUGUUGAACGUUUAUUUAUCUCUGAAUUAUCUGGAAACGUUAUUGAUUUAUGUCCUGUCGGUGCAUUAACAUCGAAACCAUACGCACUUACAGCUAGACCAUGGGAAACAAGAAAAUCGGAAUCUAUCGACGUGAUGGAUGCACUGGGAAGCAACAUUGUUGUUCAUACAAGAAGCGGAGAUGUGCUUCGUGUUAUUCCGCGUAUUAAUGAAGAUGUGAAUGAAGAAUGGAUAUCAGAUAAAACACGUUUUGCAUAUGAUGGUUUAAAACGGCAACGUUUAACAGCGCCAAUGUUAAAAGAUCGUGAUGGAUAUCUAACACUGUGUGAUUGGGAAGAUGCAUUAAGUGUUGUUGCUGAAAAGAUUGGUCGCUCAACUGGUUCAAAGAUGGCCGCACUUGCUGACUGUUUUUGUGAUGCUGAAGGAUUAAUCGCAUUGAAAGAUUUCAUGAAUCAAUUAGGAUGUG